AUGGAGGAAUAAUUAUACAAAAUCGUCAUAGUUGGGAAUAGCGCUGUUGGAAAGUCUUCAUUGCUAAUUCGUUUCUGCGAUGAUCAAUUCAGAGAUAUGUAUCUCAGCACAAUUGGAGUUGAUUUUCGUUUUAAAUCUCUGAGGGUUAAUGGAUAGGGAGUUAAAUUGUAGAUAUGGGAUACAGCUGGUUAGGAAAGAUUUAGAAAUAUUACUAACUCCUAUUAUAAAGGAGCAUAAGGGAUUGUUGUCGUGUAUGACAUCACUAACCUUAAGUCUUUUGAAGAUAUCCGUAAAUAUUGGAUGAACGAACUUAAUCAUUACGCGGAUGAAAAUGUUUUAUUGAUGCUAUUAGGAAACAAAAGCGAUUUAGCAACUGAUGAGUCUAGAUAAGUUACUACAGCUAUGGCUGAAGAAUUGGCCAAAGAAUUUAAUCUAAAAUUCUUUGAAGUAAGUGCAAAAACAAGUGACUAAGUAUUUUACAUUAUUAUCAAUUAGGUUGAGGCUGCAUUUCAAGCUUUUACAUAAUAAAUUUAAGAAACAGGAAUUGCUGGAAAAGUAAGAAAACCACAACCUUAACAAUUUUUACAAACUCCAGUGCCCUAAGAAGAAAAACCUAAAAAAUAGGAUGGCUGUUGCUGA
Messenger RNA from Paramecium primaurelia, 639 nucleotides. The record is from the annotation of a GenBank genome assembly. NCBI's taxonomy places the organism in Eukaryota, Ciliophora, Oligohymenophorea, Peniculida, Parameciidae.